CGGGUGCAAAAUGCCACAUCUGCGUCGAAAUGGACGGCGAAGAUUUCGAGUCUGCAAUUUAUAAGGCAGACUAGGGUUUUCAUCGCAAGCACUUGGCACUCUCUUUGUAAGUGCAAACCCUAGUCACAAACAGCGCAAGCCAGCUCUGAUCCAAUGGGGGCUUACAAGUAUGUCUCUGAGCUAUGGAGGAAGAAGCAAUCAGAUGUGAUGAGGUUUUUGCAGAGGGUGAGGUGCUGGGAGUACCGCCAGCAUCCUUCCAUUGUUCGUGUCACCCAUCCAACACGCCCUGACAAGGCUCGCCGCUUGGGCUACAAGGCCAAGCAGGGCUAUGUGAUUUAUCGUGUCCGUGUUAGGCGUGGUGGUAGGAAGAGGCCUGUACCCAAAGGUAUUGUCUAUGGUAAGCCCACCAACCAGGGUGUGACACAACUGAAGUUUCAGCGAAGCAAGAGGUCUGUUGCAGAGGAGCGUGCUGGUAGGAAAUUGGGAGGUCUCAGGGUUCUCAAUUCAUACUGGAUUAAUGAGGAUUCUACUUACAAGUAUUUUGAGGUCAUAUUGGUUGAUGUUGCACAUAAUGCUAUUCGUAAUGACCCAAGGAUCAACUGGCUCUGCAAUCCUGUUCACAAGCACAGAGAGCUCAGGGGCCUCACUUCCGCUGGGAAGAAGUACAGGGGUCUACGGGGAAAGGGACAUUUGCACCACAAGAAUCGUCCUUCUCGCAGGGCAACCUGGAAGAGAAACAACACUCUCUCCCUCCGCAGAUACCGUUGAGUUCAUUGUUGUGCUUGAACAUGUCUUUUUAUGUAUUUUUUUUCUGGAGGGAAAAGUAGUUAUCAUUAUGAGUUUGAAGUUUUGGAUAUUGAAAUAUUUGGACAUGCAUUAUUUAGAACCCUGACAAUCUGAGUUGAGAUGUUGAGUUUCAUGAAUUUGGCAUCGUAUAAGUGGUUUUUUAAGAGAUGGCUUAUUUUAUA
Hevea brasiliensis (rubber tree) is the source of this 968-nucleotide messenger RNA. RefSeq names its product 60S ribosomal protein L15-1. NCBI's taxonomy places the organism in Eukaryota, Viridiplantae, Streptophyta, Magnoliopsida, Malpighiales, Euphorbiaceae. The record is from RefSeq and is a predicted model, not a curated record. The transcript has 4 exons. Gene Ontology annotation, cellular component: ribosome; cytosolic large ribosomal subunit. The coding region runs from base 154 to 768 and encodes 204 amino acids. Gene Ontology annotation, biological process: cytoplasmic translation. Gene Ontology annotation, molecular function: RNA binding; structural constituent of ribosome.